AUGGUCACCGACGAACUCAGCACAGCGUUCAGGAAAGAUGGCUUUGUUACAAUUGAAGGGUUCUUCACAGAGGAUGAGUGUGACUCCCUGAGAGCACGGAUAUCAUACAUUAUUGAUGAGAUGGUGGUCCCCCAAGACCUUCACACUGAAUUCUCAACACAAGAAAUGGAGCAGCUUAAAACUCAGGGAAGCAAAGAUUACUUCCUGACAAGUGGGGACAAAGUUCGAUUCUUUUUUGAAAAAGGAGUGUUUGAUAACAAAGGUGACCUUCUUGUACCAAAAGAGAAGUCCUUAAAUAAAAUUGGACAUGCUCUUCAUGCCUUGGAACCUACAUUCAAAAAUCUCACACAUUCACUCAAAGUGCAGGAAGUAGCCCGGAAGUUGGAACUAAAGGAACCUGUCAUUGUGCAGAGCAUGUAUAUCUUCAAGCAACCAGGAAUUGGUGGUGAAGUGACCCCUCAUCAGGAUGCCACCUUCCUAUAUACAGAACCUCUUGGACGCAUCACUGGUUUUUGGAUUGCACUGGAGGAUGCAACUGAGGAGAAUGGCUGCCUUUGGUUUAUCCCCGGCUCCCACACAGCUGGUAUUACACGGAGGAUGUUGCGUGCCGCAAAAGGAGAGUAUCCUCUGAUCAAAUUUAUCGGAAAGGAACCUGAUUAUCUAGAUGAUGACUUCAUCCCUGUUCCAGUUAAAAAAGGUGGGCUUGUCCUCAUUCAUGGACAGGUUGUGCACAAAAGUGCUUCCAACACAUCUGAUAAAUCACGGCAUGUCUACACUUUCCACCUGAUGGAAUCCCAGGAUAGUCACUGGAGUGAGGAGAACUGGUUGCAGCCAACUCCAGAACUACCGUUCCCACCUCUGUACUCUUAA
This is a messenger RNA of Carcharodon carcharias (great white shark), 870 nucleotides long. RefSeq names its product phytanoyl-CoA dioxygenase domain containing 1 (gene phyhd1). The transcript is spliced from 11 exons. Lineage: Eukaryota; Metazoa; Chordata; Chondrichthyes; Lamniformes; Lamnidae. Bases 1 to 870 code for a protein of 289 amino acids. The record is from RefSeq and is a predicted model, not a curated record.